This is a messenger RNA of Micropterus salmoides (largemouth bass), 1794 nucleotides long. It is a transcript of the gene hoxb6b, whose product is annotated as homeobox B6b. Gene Ontology annotation, cellular component: nucleus. Lineage: Eukaryota; Metazoa; Chordata; Actinopteri; Centrarchiformes; Centrarchidae. Gene Ontology annotation, molecular function: DNA-binding transcription factor activity, RNA polymerase II-specific; RNA polymerase II cis-regulatory region sequence-specific DNA binding. The transcript is spliced from 3 exons. Gene Ontology annotation, biological process: regulation of transcription by RNA polymerase II; anterior/posterior pattern specification. Bases 732 to 1475 code for a protein of 247 amino acids. The record is from RefSeq and is a predicted model, not a curated record.
GAGAGUAAAACAUCAACAUUACGCAUUUUUUUCUGCAUCGACUUGGAUUAAUUGAUGUAUGUUUAUGAUUUCUGGCAGCUGCUUUGAGAAUAUAGUAUUUUAUUCGUGUGUUUAUUAGUUACAUUAGAAGCAAGUGAAGGUUAUGGGCUCGAGGUGGAUGUGGGGGGUGUUCGCCAGUGAUUUGUGCGUAAAUGAAAAUAAUGCACAAAAUGUUUUCAUUUGCCGUGUGUGUGUGUGUGUGUGUUUGUGCGUGUGUGUGUGUGCGAGGAGGGGGGGUUGUGCACGCGUGGUUGUUUAUGGCGGAGAGGAGAAGUCCGGCUGUUUUACUGGACUGUAUUUGCAUAAAACGAAAAGUUAUUACACACACAGUUGUUUGAUAUGUAGUAUGUUGUUUUGUUUAGUGUACAUGUAUUUCUAUGAGUCGCAGCACCUCUGUGAGUGUGUGCGUGAGCGUGCGUAAAGACCGACAGGCUCGAACGCUUCAAUUCGAUUCACCGGGGACCCCUGCGCGCAACAAGAGCCCCCCAUGGGUCCAAUAGUGCAAGCACAGACGGCGGUGAUUGGCCAGCAGUUGAUCAGAUGGUACACUUCCCCUCUGUACUCAGUGGCACCUCACAACCCCCCCUUUCAGCAAAAACCAAAUCUCGGAUAAAGUAAUGGCAAAACCACUUGGACUAUAAAAGACAACAAAUCAUAUUCCUCCGGAGUAUAUACACCCCGUUGUCCACCCAAUGAGUUCCUAUUUUGUUAACUCAACUUUUCCCGUGUCUCUACCGGGAGGACAGGACUCUCUCCUGGGUCAGAUACCGUUAUAUUCCUCGGGAUACACCGAUCCGUUAAGACACUACUCCAACGCGGCCACAUAUGGAGCAGCUAACAUGCAGGACAAGGUUUACCCAGCGUCCUACUACCAGCAGACGGGCGCAGCUGCCGCGGCCAUCUACGGCCGGGCUGGCGGCGGAGCGCCCUGCGACUACAACCCGGUCGGGACUUUCUACAAGGACGCGGAGGGCUCGUGCGCUUUCUCUAGCCGCGAGGACCAGCCGCUGUUUGUCACUCAGGAGCAUCAGCAGCGCAAAGCCGAGUGCCCGGAGCAGACUGUCAGUAUGAGCAGCAGCAUUGACGACAAGUCCUCCACUCUGAUCUACCCGUGGAUGCAGAGGAUGAACGCCUGCUCCGCCGACACACGACUACAGAUUUCGAGUGCACUUUCAGGUCCAUUUGGGAACAGUGGCCGCAGGGGCCGACAGACCUACACCCGCUACCAGACUCUGGAGCUGGAGAAGGAGUUCCACUUUAACCGCUACCUGACCAGGAGGCGCCGGAUAGAGAUCUCCCACGCUCUGUGUCUGACGGAGAGACAGAUCAAAAUCUGGUUUCAGAACCGCAGGAUGAAGUGGAAAAAGGAGAACAAACUCCUCAAUCCGUCAAAGACACCCGAGGAGGAGGAGGAACAGGCGGAGAAAAAGAGCUAAAAGGACACUGAAAGAAAGGCAUGUGUGCGCUUGUGUGCACACUUCCAAAAUAAAAUGAUGUAUUAUUUCUUUGUAGAUAAAGUGCUGCAAAUCACAUGUUAGGAACGUGUAGAGUGAUUUUAUUUCAGCAUCUGCACGGUAAUAAUGUCUGCAUUAGGUUAAAAUCAGGUCCUCCUCUGUUUGUCCUUGUGCUAGUGUGUUUAUUUAGGGGACUAUGCAAAAUCCGCCAAAAUGUAAAUAAUUUUUAGUGUUUAGUUUUUGACAAUGUUGUUACCUCAUCAUCGUAGGCCUACUGAGUUUUAUUCUGAUUAUCCCCCCC